Molecule: messenger RNA, 7228 nt
Organism: Hylaeus volcanicus
Lineage: Eukaryota; Metazoa; Arthropoda; Insecta; Hymenoptera; Colletidae
Gene: Ino80
Product: chromatin-remodeling ATPase INO80
Exons: 28
Coding region: 550-5472 (1640 amino acids)
Biological process (GO): DNA repair
Cellular component (GO): Ino80 complex
Molecular function (GO): ATP hydrolysis activity; DNA binding; ATP-dependent chromatin remodeler activity
Source: RefSeq, a predicted model, not a curated record
AUCGGCUAUACUGGCGCCACCUAUUGAAAACAAAAAUGGUGGCCAACAAUAUGCCCUAUCCCUGCCCUGGUUUUAUGGCACGCCAAAUGUCUGCGUUCUCUAGGCUUCUUUCUACUAUGUAUUUCCCUCUGACUGAUAUACCCAUUUUCGAUGUGAACAAAGGGAAUCAUUUCCUCGCGGUCGACCCUAUUUUACGUGCUAAAUAAGUGGGGCUACUUCUAACCAAACCGAAGGUGAUCCAAAACUAUCGAAUAUUUUGCGAAAUUAUAACCGCACCAGCUUGAUUCGUCGUGUCAUUCACCUUAUAUAAUGAAACACGAGAAAACAAUCUAGGAUUGUGGCAAUGCAGUAAGGAGCAGAAUCCUAUAUGUUUAACUAAUACAGACUGCAAGAUAGACGUUUUUAAUUUGCUACACGUUAUGUACGAAUUACGUAAAAAAUUUCCAGUCGUCUGUGUAACCUGUAUCAUCCGAGUCAUUUAACAUAAUUAAUGAAAUGUCAAAUAAUCACAGAGUCAUAUUAGGUUGCUGAAGUUCAUAUACACUGGUAAUGACAGAUAGGGCACGCACAAUGAGGUUGGAAGCAGACAUGGCUGCUCCUUUGCAUCUGCAGAGAUUGGAGCGCAGCCUCAAUGUACAGCCCUUUUUGAGGCAGAUCAACGAAUUGUUUGAAGAUCCAGCUAGUGAUGAUGACAAAUCUGUAUCAUCAAAAUCUUCUGAAGGAUCUGAGAAUUAUCUUGAUAACGUACUGAUUCGAAAAGAAGAAAAACGAAUUAAUAAGUUAAGGCUUUAUAAUAUGUCGAGUGUGGGGGACGAACGCCGUUGGUUACAAGAUAUUCUUUUAAGUGAUUCGUCUGAUAGCUCUGCUGCAGGAUCUGAUACGGAUAGUCCAGUUACAGAAGAAGAUUUUCAAGAAAUGUUAAAGUUUCACAUACUUAGGAAAAAGUAUCAAGGUCGCUUCUAUCAGAAACCAGAGAAUAUACAAUACCAGUAUUAUAGUGCUGGCUUAUUAUCGAAUUAUGAUAGAUUUUUAGAGCAUCAAAAAUUAAUAGUUGGAAAUAAAAAGAAAAAGGAGAAAAAACCAGAUAAGAAAGUUAUGAAGAUAAAGAAGGAAAAAAUUCCUCGUCAUAGACCAUCUGAAGAUUAUCCUGAAGGGGAAUAUCCAGACGACGAGUGGGAUCGCACAAUGCCUAGAGAAGAAGAAUUAGAUGAAGCUGAAUUAGAAGCAAUAAUGCGCCAUCAACCUCGUCAGCGUGGCAGAAAAAAGCAUAAUAACAAAAGCCCGGAAGUAAUGGCGAUGAGGAGACGGAAAAUUUGGGUGAUGAUGUCUAAGAAAGAACUGGGGAAAGUACAAAGAGCAAAAACCAAUAAUCAUAAGGAAAUGUUAAUUAGUUGUAAGAAGGUAGCACAACAUUGUAUGAAAUAUUGGAGGCAAAAGGCUAUGCAAUCGCAAAAGAAUAUGAAAGAAACCAUAUGGCGAGCAAAGCGUCUAACAAGGGAAAUGCAAUCUUACUGGAAACGCUACGACCGUGUGGAACGCGAAACCAGGAGAAGAUUGGAGAAGGAAGCUGAAGAACAGAGAAAGAUGGAUGUAGAACUCAUUGAGGCAAAACGACAACAAAGGAAAUUGAACUUCCUCAUUACACAAACUGAGCUUUAUGCUCACUUUAUGUCUCGCAAAUUAGGAAAAGCUUCACCCGAGGAACAGUUGAGAAUAUUAAAUCAAUUAGACGAAGAAAAGAAUCCAAGGCUUGUUGGGAUUGACGAUUACGACAGCGAAACUAUGAAGCAAAAAGCAAAGAGGAACGCUACCGAAGCGUUUGAUAACGAAAGAGCCAGAGCAAGACAGUUUGAUACCGCGGCUGCAUCUCAAGAAUUACGCCUUAGCGAUACUCCAGAAAAUUUAGAACAUCCUCAACCAGCGAUUUUUAAGGGAAACCUUAAAGGUUAUCAAUUAAAAGGGAUGAAUUGGUUAGCUAAUUUAUAUGAUCAGGGAAUUAGUGGAAUUUUGGCAGAUGAAAUGGGCCUAGGAAAAACUGUACAAUCCAUAGCGUUUCUUUGUCACGUCGCUGAAAGAUACUCCGUAUGGGGGCCAUUCUUAAUCAUAUCGCCGGCUUCAACGUUACAUAAUUGGCAGCAGGAAAUGGCACGAUUCGUGCCAAUGUUUAAGGUAGUUCCAUACUGGGGAAACCCGCAGGAACGCAAAAUAUUGAGACAGUUUUGGGAUACUAAAGAUUUGCACACGAAGGAAGCUUCGUUUCACGUAGUAAUAACUAGUUACCAAUUAGUCAUUACCGACUACAAGUACUUUAACAGAAUAAAAUGGCAAUACAUGAUCUUAGACGAAGCACAAGCUAUAAAAAGCACCAGCAGUAUGAGGUGGAAAUUGUUGCUUGGAUUCAGUUGUCGCAAUAGAUUGUUACUUAGCGGCACACCUAUUCAAAAUAGCAUGGCAGAAUUGUGGGCGUUGUUACAUUUUAUAAUGCCCACUUUGUUUGAUUCUCAUGACGAGUUUAACGAAUGGUUUUCGAAAGACAUUGAAAGCCAUGCUGAAAAUAAAACUGGAAUUGACGAAAAGCAUUUAUCGAGGCUGCAUAUGAUCUUAAAACCCUUCAUGUUGCGAAGAAUAAAGAAGGAUGUAGAGAAUGAGUUAUCCGAUAAGAUCGAAGUUAUGGUGUAUUGUCCCCUCACAACACGACAAAAGUUACUUUACUCCGCACUGAAGAAGAAAAUUAGAAUAGAAGAUCUACUACAUUACACAGUAGGUGGCGGCGAUACUGCUACUAACGAUAAAAAUUUCACAUCAAAUCUUAUGAAUCUAGUCAUGCAAUUCCGAAAGGUUUGCAAUCAUCCAGAACUGUUCGAGCGCAGAGAUGCUAAAUCUCCAUUGUUCAUGCAGACAGAAUUUUACGAGAUGCCUGCGUUACUGUAUACAGAGGGACUCGUGCACCUCUCGUUGCCAUCCAAAGAUCACAUCUUGUAUAAUAAAUUCUUCAUAUUUGCUACCGAAUAUAUUCAUCGAACUCUUCAUGAUGGCAGCGAACGGUUUACAGAAAAUCCCUUCUCGUUUAGUAGAUUUAUUAACUUGUCCCCGAUGGAAAUGAAUAAAGUGUUCAUCAUUGGUAUUUUAUUCAGAUUGUGUCUUGCAACUAUGAUGGAAAGGAGAAUAAAAAUGACACGUUAUUGGGAAGAUUGGAGCGCCGACGAGAGAACAGAAAUACCUAGAAAUCAAAUGCUUCUCUUACCUAGAAAAAUCGACUCCUCGUCGCGAGCAAUGGGCGAUUUAAUAUUCACAAGGAAGAUUCUCGAGGGCGACUCUGUAUAUACACAUACGACACACAUUAUUCACUCGAUGCCGGAGACCGUAGCUCAUCGAAUUUUACGCAGCAGUAAAAAGACUGCUCAGUCGAUAAAGAGAAUACUUCCUUCUACUAAAGCAGAACAAGAAGACACAAAGGUGACCUUGCUACCAGAGCAUCUUCAUCUUCCGAGACCACCGAUAAUGAGACAUUGUCAACAAACUACCAUUCCAUCCUUUAUCUGCGAUACUUAUCCUAAGGUACAAGCUAGUCCCAGAAAAUUGUAUGUCAGUAGUAGUGCCGCAGCGUGUGCGUGGAGGAGACACGAGGAAUGUGGUGGGAAAUUCGGACAAAGACUUCUCUGGCUCGGUUGUGAACAAGCGCUUUCCACUAUGGCGUUGCAAGGGAACUCUAGUCCUUCCCUAGCACGAACUACGUCAACGUUUUCUGUUCAACCUCAGGGUGGAUUAUCUGCGUGUACGCCUAUCAAUGGAUGGUCGAACAUUAUAGUACCAGAUAAGCAAACGUUGGUGACAGACGCAGGGAAACUUUCAGUAUUGGACAGCCUUUUGCGCCGCCUGAAGGAACAAGGUCACCGUGUUCUUAUUUAUUCUCAAAUGACGAAAAUGAUCGACUUAUUAGAGGAAUACAUGUAUCACAGGAAACAUACUUUCAUGAGAUUGGAUGGCUCCUCGAAAAUCUCAGACCGACGAGAUAUGGUCGCGGACUUUCAGAAAAGGGCGGACAUAUUCGUCUUUCUGCUGAGCACCCGAGCUGGAGGCCUGGGAAUAAACCUCACCGCCGCGGACACGGUGAUCUUCUACGAUAGUGACUGGAAUCCUACCGUAGAUCAGCAGGCCAUGGAUCGUGCUCACAGACUGGGACAAACGAAACAGGUCACAGUCUAUAGACUAAUUUGCAAAGGCACCAUCGAGGAGAGAAUACUGCAGCGUGCUCGAGAAAAGAGCGAGAUACAACGCAUGGUGAUCAGUGGCGGAAACUUCAAGCCGGACACUCUGAAGCCCAAGGAGGUUGUUUCUCUUCUGCUGGAUGAUGAAGAAAUCGAAGCUAAAUACAGCCAACGGAGCGAGGAGAGAAAGCAGCACGCGGAGGAUGCUCGACUCGAGUCGAACCUAUACCACAAGGAGAGGGACCGGAAGAGGAAGUUAACCGCGCUUCCGGUCAAGGGCGACGCCAAGAAACCUUGCCUGUCAGACGCAAACGGCGACAAAAUUGGCGACGUCCAGUCCAACUCCAACGAUAGCAUUCAAGUCAGUGGGACCGUUCAAUCGCAUCUUGCGAACAAUCAUCAACAGAUUCUCGACACAGCCGACGAUUACAGCGUACCAACCAGUCCUGUGAAAUCGGAGGAUGAAACCAGCAACGACGGCUUGGUGGUGGACGUGGACGGUCCAGUGGGGGUAUCUGGCGGUGACUCUCGGCAACUGCGAGUCGCCCAGUUCGGAGAACCCUGCAAGGUCAAUCGUCUGGACCACCACGUGCCCUACAGCGGUGGGUCUACGAUACGAAUGAGGCCCACGAUACGCGGCACCAGUAAACGUGGUAGACCUCGUGGUUCCCGCAGAGGAGGCCCUGUGGGAGGUAAAGGCAGAGGCCUUCUGUUGCUUCAUCCACCGUCGAAGGGUGCCGUUGGGAGCGAUCCUCAAUCUCCAGCAUCAUUGUCUCCUAACAACAGCAGCACGGCCAGUGAGCAGACUUUGCAACACGGUCAAGGAACAUCCGGUCCAGCUGAAGGCGACGGCCCCAGCACGGUGGGUCCUCUAGGUCCAGUGGGUAGCCUGGGCCCUCUGUCAGGCAGAGGAGGUGCGCCAACGAUUCGAAGAGGACCCGGACGACCUAGACUCAGACCCUCGGGUCCAGGCCACCAAGGAUACCGUACCUCUGGCCACCAUCACGGCAGGAAAGUCCAGCGGCCGCUUCCGGUGCCUUUGAGGUCCCAGCAGACGAUCGCCACCGUCAACCAACACAAGUCUUCUGUCCAACGUCCCUCCGGAUCUGGCUCGUCGAUCUCCUCCUCGUCCAUGAACGCCACCACCUCCUAUCCCUCCUCAGCCGAGUCUCGACCGUUCGGGUUCUACACGCAGCAGCAGCAGCAGCAGCAGCAGCAGCAGCAGCAACAGCAGCAGCAACAGCAGCCACGCGGAUCCUCCUAGCUUUCGGAGGGCGAAUUCCUUCGAGUGAUCCUCGAAGGCGAUUCCUGAGCCCCAGCUCUCGUUGGCUGACUUUCGAACUCCUGCGCGACUCGUUCGAGAACGAUUAUUUUCCGAUCUUGCUGGCCGAACCUCACAGGAGCGUCCCCUGGACCUGACGGAGGUCGAGGGAUGAAGAACUUGCUCCUAUCUCGAAGAACUCUUCAUCCUUGGACAGGCUUGAGGAUCUUCGUCGGACAAACGCUUUCGGAUGGACUCUUAUUUCUAGGUAGCUUCGGGAUUCUCGUCGGAAGUACUUCCUAUUCUCCCUGUUUGAACUGUGCAGAUCGAUGGUUUUCACCGAUUGUCUCGGCCUGCGUUCAGCGGCGUUUAACGAAGGGGACUUUUGAUUCAAGGACUUCAUGGACUCGAUUCGUCACGGUAGUUAGCGGCGAUUUCACGCUCAAAUAGUGCAAUGCAGAUCUUUUAACGGACUUGGUUCGUUCGCGUUAGUGAAAUUACGUAGAAUUUGCGGGGUGAACAUGCUUCGAGGUUCGCGAGGAACAAGUAACAGUGAAAAGAAAUUUUUGUGACGAAGAAAUUACAGGUGAACAAGAUUGUAGUUUCAGUGUUUGAUUUAAUCGAGAAUCUACGUUCGCAGUAUGCACGAUACGAGGUUCGGAGCGAACGUGUUCAAUGCGAAUUUCAACGUAAGGUUCAAAAUUCGCAGUAAAUAUCUUUCGUAAUUCGCGGUGAACAUGUUUCGAGGUACGACGAACAAGCACCGUCGUGAUUUUUUGCGUGUAAAGUAUAUAUGUACAAAGGUCGGUAUUUAAGCGAUUGUUAAUCGAUUAAGGACAAUGAAUUCAAAGCGCGAAAUCGUCUAGGCAAUUUGUACAAAUUAAAUGAAAUCACGCCACUCGUUGUUAGGUACUUAAUAGAAGUUCGAGCACACAGGAUUAGUAAGAUGAAUUGAAAUUCAAAGAAAAAGAUGACGAAGGAGAAGGUGGCCGACAGUAUCUCGACGAAGGAAGUUUACUCUGACGAGAGAUCCCGGAAGGACGUCGAACGAUCCGCGAGGAAGUUCUUGCCAUGGAAGCUUCGACGCGACACCAGUAGUUUCUCGAAACGAAUACGAACAAAGUGGCGAACAGCACCGUGACUAGCUUUCGUUUAUUUUAUUUCUUCUAGUUUUAUUUAGCAAGUAUCUAUAGAAAUAAAUUAUGCGACGAGACGCGAGCGACCGUCGAGCAAAUUAGAUUGAAUCAAGAUGGCGGCGAUGUAUUGUCUCGAGAAUCGACAAACCGCUCGACGAAGCGAAGAUCGAGAUCGAAGAAAGCUGGCCCGUUCUCGUUCUCGUUCUUCGUUCGCUUCUUUUAUCCUCACGUCUAUUUUUCUCUCCUCGCUACUGUCUCCCUCUCUCUCUCUCUGUCCUUCAACGUACUACGAUUCGUCGACGCUGUAGCACCGUUCCAUCAUUUAGGCUCGGUUAGACGAUAUUUUUUAUGCGUGGUAUGAGAAACCACGUCAUUAAGCUGAUUCGAUUUGUAAAAGAAUGGUAUUUAUAUUAGCAAUAAAUGAUUGAAAUGGCCACAAGAACUGCUGACUUUCGUCGAUUGCUUUCAGAUUGGUCCCAUGAUGCAAGAUUGAUGUAAGUGUAUUUGGUGACCCUGACGAGGAAAAUGAUCCCAUGAAUAUUUUCAGUUAUAUAGAUUAACCUUUGCAAACUUAACGGAGAGAUCCUGUAUAUGCCAUACUUUGAUUUGCUUUUUUCAAGGUA